CUGCGCUCAUGGCCGGGCGCUCUUUGCUCCCAGUUCCCUCCCAGCGCUCCCAGUAAGAGCGGCACUGGCAGGGAAAGCGCUCCCAGUUCCUGCCCGGGGCUCUCAGCAUCGCUGCCGCUGCUCUCCGUGUCAUUCCCAGCGCUCCCAGUAUCACUCGCAGCGCCGCGCGGCUCGCAGCUGCCCCGACCCCGCCCGGGCCAGAGCGCGGCUGCUUUUGGGUGUCGGCACCUGCCCGGGCCGGGCUGGGAGCGGAGGAGGAGCGGGAAGAGGAGGAAGAGCAGCAGCGGGAGGAAGAGGAGGGACACGGGAGGAGCGGCAGGAAGAAGAGGAGCGAUUUUGGAAUCAGGCGCUUCUGCCGCCCGCCCGCACAGAGCGCAGCUUCCCCCGGGUGCGGCAGCAUCGCCCCCCAAAAACGCCAGGUGAGCGGGGAGGGGGAGCUCGCCCCAAAUCCAUCGUGGGGGGCUCCGGGAGGGUUUUAUUUUGCGCUUCAGGGGAUGUUCGGAUGUUGCCGGAGCCCAAAGCCGAGGCGGGAAUGGCCCUGGCGGGAUCUUGGCGGCUGCCGCGUGGCGAUCGCCCGGAUUUCUCAAAGCUCGGCACUGAGGACGAGGAGGCCAUGAGGACGAGGUCAAUGUCCCGGGAGCCGCAGGCAGACAAGGAGCUGAGCACGGCCAGCAGGGAGGACAAAUCCCCGCGGCACAGCCUCGGGCAAGAGGCCGUUUGCAGCAGCUCCACGGCGCAGGAAUGCAACGGGGAGGAAAAGCCCCGCAGAUCCCGCAGCAGGAGGGGCUGCAAACGCACAGCCCGGGGAUCCCAGCAGGAAAGAGCCAGCCCGGGCCGGGGAGGCGGCCGGAGUUCGGAGCUGGGGCUGCGUGAGCAGCUUCAGCGUGGGGAGGAGCCCCACAAGUGCUUGGAAUGUGGGAAGGGAUUCAGGUGGAGAUCACACCUGACCAACCACCAGAGAGUCCACACGGGGGAACGGCCCUACGAGUGUGAGGAGUGUGGGAAGAGAUUCAUCUACAGCUCAAACCGAGCUGUGCACCGGAGAAUCCAUAUUGGAGAGAAACCCUAUGAGUGUGAUAAAUGCAGGAAGAGGUUUCAGACCAGCUCCAGUCUCGUCGAGCACUAUAGCACUCACACAGAUGAGAGGCCUUAUGAGCGUCCUGACUGCAGGAAGGGCUUCAAGCAAAACUCCAUCCUCGUCCAGCACCGGCGCAUCCACACUGGGGAGAGACCCUACAAGUGUGAUAAAUGCAGGAAGAGGUUUCAGACCAGCUCCAGUCUCGUCCUGCACUAUCGCACUCACACAGAUGAGAGGCCUUAUGAGUGUCCUGAUUGCGGGAAGGGCUUCAGGCAAAACUCUGCCCUCAUCGUCCACCAGCGCACCCACACUGGGGAGAGACCCUAUGAGUGUGAUAAAUGCAGGAAGAGGUUUCAGACCAGCUCCAGUCUCGUCCUGCACUAUCGCACUCACACCGAUGAGAGGCCUUAUGAGUGUCAUGACUGCGGGAAGGGCUUCAAGUACAACUCCAGCCUCGUGCAGCACCGGCGCAUCCACACUGGGGAGAGACCCUACGAGUGUGAUAAAUGCAGGAAGAGGUUUCCGAACAGCUUUUGUCUCCUCACGCACUAUUGCACUCACAGAGAUGAGAGGCCUUAUGAGUGUCAUGACUGUGGGAAGGGCUUCAAGCACAGCUGCACCCUCAUCCAGCACCGGCGCAUCCACACUGGUGAGAGACCCUACGAGUGUGAUAAAUGCAGGAAGAGGUUUCAGACCAGCUCCAGUCUCGUCCUGCACUAUCGCACUCACACAGAUGAGAGGCCUUAUGAGUGUCAUGACUGCGGGAAGGGCUUCAAGCAAAACUCCACCCUUGUCCAGCACCGGUGCAUCCACACCGGGGAGAGACCCUACGAGUGUGAUAAAUGCAGGAAGAGGUUUCAGACCCGCUCCAGUCUCGUCCUACACUAUCGCACUCACACAGAUGAGAGGCCUUAUGAGUGUCAUGACUGCGGGAAGGGCUUCAAGCAAAACUCCAGCCUCGUCCGGCACCGGCGCAUCCACACCGGGGAGAGACCCUACGAGUGUGAUAAAUGCAGGAAGAGCUUUUCGAACACCUUUUAUCUCCUCGAGCACUAUCGCACUCACACGGAUGAGAGGCCUUAUGAGUGUCAUGACUGUGGGAAGGGCUUCAAGCACAGCUCCACCCUCAUCCAGCACCGGCGCAUCCACACUGGGGAGAGACCCUACAAGUGUUCCGAGUGUGGGAAGAGCUUCUCAUACAAAUAUACUUUGACCAGGCACAAACGGAGUCUCCACUGAGAGAAGCCCUGCGAGUGCCCCGAGUGCGGGAAGAGCUUUGUGCCCUGCUCCAGCUCCAUCCCCCAGGGCAGGAUCCGCGCUGGAUGAUCCCCAGUGACCCCCGGUGGGCAGAGCCCCGCUGAGCCCUGGUGCCGCUGAUCUGUGUUGGGAAGACACCUGACUGGGGGCUCCACAUCCUCCUGCCUCCCAUCCCACUCCAAUUCCCAUUCCCACUCUCCUUCCCUCUCCCUGUCCCAUAUUCUCUGCCCGGUUGUCGUUCCCAUAUUCCCAGUCCCAUAUUCCCCGUGUGUUGGGAAGGAUAAGGAUUUGACAGGAAGCUCUCACAGAUAUGUAUGUACAACAUUUCCAUUUUUGUAUUUCCAAUGCAGUUCCCAGAUUCGAAUUUACAUUCCCUGUCCCAUCUUCUAAAUCCCCAUUCCAUAUUCUCUCUCCAAUUGCUAUUUCCAUAUUCCAUGUCCCAUUCCCAUGUUCCCAUUCCCUGUUCCUCUUUCCAUUCCCGAUCUCAUCUCCCAGUCCCCAGUCUGAGUAGUUGCAAUGUGUGACACAGAAGCAUCUCUCAGUCCCUUUGAGAGAGAGCAGAAUGCCAAAUUCGAAUUAAAAAUCUUCUGAAAAAUAAAAUACAUUAAGCCACGGCAAUAGGUUGGAGCUUUAGUUUUGGUAAGUAGUAAUAUUAAGUUGUAUCGACAUGAAGUAGAAGUAUAAAUCUUAGUUUGAAGUAUGUAGAAAUAUGUCUUAAGUGCCUCAAAAAGUAAAAGUCUUAGAGUGUGGUGCUAAAAACAAGCUGCUUAAAAACACAGUUCUAGACAGACUAAAAAUUGAGUUAGAAUAGUUUUUAUAUUCUUCAGAGAGAAAACAAAGGUGAUAUGCACAAGUUAGACAUAAGCUUUGGAAUGGAGAACCAGAAUUCUCAUAGGUUUAGGAGACAUGCUUCAGGUUCCUGUUUUUUGAUCAUUGGAAAAUUUGUCAAAAAAAAUCCAUGUAUUGGAGCCAGAGCUCUCUCUCCCUCCUCUCUCGUUGCUCUCCCUUCCUCCCCCACCAUCAUCAUCACCACUACCAGCACGGGAGACAAGAAGAAGAGGAAGAUGAAGAAGAAGAGAAGAAGAAAGGUGUAAGAGUCCAUCUAAAAGCCUCUCGCUUGCUCUGCCCAACAACCCUCGACUGAGGCCUAAAGAACUGCAGUUUGAAGGCUCUGGCCAGGGAAGAGAAGAAUGCCAAGUGACUGUUCUCAGGUGGUGCCCAUCCCAACCAGGGCAGGUCUGCUCCCACAGGUGUGAGAACAAUGAGCUGGUCACGGUGUGCUGCUCCUACAGAGGCGACUUGCUGCAGAACUGGUCACAAGGACUGUUGGUGUGCCUGGAGCUUGCCAUGGUGCACUGCUCCUGUGUGCCUGGAGCUUGCCAUGGUGCACUACUCCUGUGUGCCUGGAGCUUGCCAUGGUGCACUGCUCCCACCCAGGAUACUUGCUCAGUGUCCUGUUUCCACCUGCUUCUUGGAGCAAUGAUCUCCACAUACAAUAGUCCAUACAUCUCCCCACCAUUUCGCCAGUCGCCCGAUGCCUUGGAAAAGACUAUGAAAGACACCCUCAAACUAAAGGCCCCUGAGAUCUCCCCGGACAGCAAUGGACAUCUAUUGGCUGGUUCCACGAGGAUCGUCUGCUUGUCGUGGUAGCUCUAAUCCCAACCCCUUUUCUCUCUCUCUCUUUUUCUCUCUGUCCCUCUAUCGCAUUUUGUUGGCACUAAAUAAAAGUGCAUCUUUUGCAAAAGUAAA
Messenger RNA from Oenanthe melanoleuca, 4084 nucleotides. RefSeq names its product zinc finger protein 883-like. NCBI's taxonomy places the organism in Eukaryota, Metazoa, Chordata, Aves, Passeriformes, Muscicapidae. The transcript is spliced from 4 exons. The record is from RefSeq and is a predicted model, not a curated record. The coding region runs from base 503 to 2317 and encodes 604 amino acids. Gene Ontology annotation, biological process: regulation of transcription by RNA polymerase II. Gene Ontology annotation, molecular function: DNA-binding transcription factor activity, RNA polymerase II-specific; RNA polymerase II cis-regulatory region sequence-specific DNA binding.